GUGAGAGAGAGCGUGAGGGAGAGCGUUACCCGGCAUGCAGCGGGAGAUGCGUUCGCACCAAGAUGACGGCGCCUCUAGAUGAGUACGAGAGAGAAGCAGGCUGCGUCCCUAUCCUGCACCCUGAGAUUCCAGAAUGGAAGAACUCUAAGUGAAAGACAAGCUCUGUUUCAGUAUGGAGAUAACUUCCUUUGAAGGGGAGCCUGAUCAAGCUUUGCAUCAUGAUGAAAUCAAAGACUGCCAGGGACCCUCAACUGUUGUAACAAACAAUGAUGAAUCUCAUAUUCGGACUUCAGGAAAGAUGAGCCAGCGUCAGGGGAAAGAAGGGUAUCUUACUCCAACCAAAGAUCUACACCAGCCAUCAUUCAGUCCAGGAGCAGUUCAUGGACAUGGUUUUGACAGAGGGAAGGAUGAUGCAUCACAAAGUAAAGAUGAUUCUGCGCAAUCAAUGUCAAAAAGCAAGUCAGAAUCUAAGCUUUAUAAUGGCUCUGAGAAGGACAUCACUGCCUCCUCCCCCAGUUCCUCUACUACCAAGCUUACAAAGAAGGAGUCUCUUAAGGUUCAAAAGAAAAAUUACAGGGAAGAGAAGAAAAGAGCCACAAAAGAAUUACUUAGCACAAUCACAGACCCAUCAGUCAUUGUUAUGGCUGACUGGCUGAAGAUUCGAGGUACACUGAAAAGCUGGACCAAACUUUGGUGCGUGUUGAAACCUGGAGUAUUACUUAUUUACAAAACUCCUAAAAAUGGCCAGUGGGUGGGAACAGUACUUCUGAACGCUUGUGAACUCAUUGAGCGGCCUUCAAAAAAGGAUGGAUUUUGUUUCAAACUUUUCCAUCCUUUGGAGCAAUCCAUCUGGGCUGUUAAGGGUCCUAAAGGUGAAGCUGUUGGCUCCAUAACACAGCCAUUACCCAGCAGCUACUUGAUCAUCCGAGCAGCUUCAGAAUCAGAUGGUAGGUGUUGGAUGGAUGCAUUAGAGCUGGCUUUGAAGUGUUCAGGUUUGCUCAAGCGUACAAUGAUUAGAGAAGGUAAAGAGCAUGAAGUGACCUUAACAGAGGGUGCACAUGUGUCUUUCUAUGGCCUGCUACGUGCAAACAACGUCCAUAGUAGUGAAAGCUUCCCGUUAAAUGAUAGUGAAGUUGAAAGGCAUCAUUUUAAAGAUCCAGAUAUGUAUUCUGAUAAAUCAGAUAGGGAAAAUGAUCAUGAUCGUGAUGAAUCGGAUAAUGAUGGCUUGGGAGAAAGUGAUACUGAUACAUCUGAGCGGCAGGAUGACUCGUAUAUUGACCCUGAACCUGAUCAUAUCAAGGAAACAACAUAUUUGGAAGAAGUUCAUGAAGAACUUGGGGAGGCAGGAGAAGCUUCCCAAACAGAAACUGUAUCAGAAGAGAACAAAAGCUUGAUCUGGACACUACUGAAACAAGUGCGCCCAGGAAUGGAUCUCUCCAAGGUGGUGCUACCUACGUUUAUUUUGGAAACACGUUCUUUCUUGGAUAAACUCUCUGAUUACUACUAUCAUGCAGACUUCUUAUCUGAAGCGGCUCUUGAAGAGAAUGCUUAUAAUCGCAUGAAACAAGUUGUGAAAUGGUAUUUGUCAGGAUUCUAUAAAAAGCCAAAGGGACUUAAAAAACCCUACAAUCCUAUUCUUGGCGAGACCUUCCGUUGCUUAUGGAUUCAUCCAAGGACAAAUAGCAAGACUUUUUACAUAGCUGAACAGGUCUCUCAUCAUCCUCCAAUAUCUGCCUUUUAUGUAAGCAAUCGAAAGGAUGGAUUUUGCCUUAGUGGUAAUAUUUUGGCCAAAUCCAAGUUUUAUGGAAACUCAUUAUCUGCCAUUCUGGAUGGUGAAGGACGACUGAUGUUCCUAAACAGAGGAGAAGAGUAUGUAAUGACCAUGCCAUAUGCACAUUGUAAAGGAAUUCUGUAUGGCACAAUGACUUUAGAGCUUGGAGGAACUGUUAGCAUCACAUGUGAGAAAACUGGAUACAGUGCUGCACUUGAAUUCAAACUAAAGCCAUUUCUGGGCAACAAUGACAGUGUUAAUCAAAUAUUGGGGAAAAUUAAACUGGGAAAAGAAGUACUAGCUACCCUGGAAGGCCACUGGGACAGUGAAGUUAUUAUUAGGGAUAAAAAGACAGAUGUUUCGGAGACAUUCUGGAAUCCAACACCUGAUAUCAGACAGCGGAGAUUAAGAAGAUACACAGUGAAGUUUGAGGAGCAAGGUGACUUUGAGUCAGAAAAACUUUGGCAACAUGUGACCCGAGCUAUAAACAACAAAGACCAAGCAGAAGCAACUCAGGAGAAAUGUAUUCUCGAAGAAGCACAGAGAAAGGCUACCAAAGAAAGGAAACUCCGGGAUGAAGAGUGGAUGUGCAAACUGUUUGAGCCAGAUCCACUCACAGGAGAAUGGAAUUACAGAUAUGCAGACACAAGACCAUGGGAUCCACUGAACGAUAUGAUACAGUUUGAAAAAGAUGGUGCUAUCCAAACAAAAGUCAGACAUCGGACGCCAAUGGUUAGUGUUGCAAAAAUAAAGAGGUCUGCUAAAUCAAAGAAAGGAGAGUGUGGCUUCUCCUCACCAGAACCUGAUAAUCAGGACUCCUCUGGUAGUGAAGCACAACUGAAACACAGUGCAAGAAUUCGAAAGAAGACACUAGACCUUGGUGAACUGCAAAGUGCCAUUGAAUCUAUAAAGCAAACACAGGAAGACAUUCGGAGAGACAUCACAGCUCUAAGAACCCGAAUGACUUCGAGCUCACAGACUCCAGAUAAUAACUUCUUUAACUUCAAGCACUAUGUCUUCAUUUUCCUGAUGAUUCUCCUGCAGCUUGCAAUCAAUUACUGGUUUAAAUAGAAUGCCUGGACAGAAGAAUAUAUGAAAUGGAAAGAUUAUGUCUUCGUGGGACCAUAUUUUCAGCUUGGUUUGGUUUCAAAUAUGGCAAUGUUAUCUUAAAACACAGGGACACAGAAGAUUUAGGUCUUGGCCUCAAAAGGUUGUGCUCACAUGGAGCAAUGUCUUUUAUAUUCCAUCCUAUCAAGAUGACAUGGACAAUGCUUACAUGCCAGUACCUUUCUCUUUGCAUCUUUAAAUGCUGAAUAACUGCCUUGCAUAUUCUAAAGUGUUGUAGACUGCCAUGAUAAAUACCAAUACAGGAUAUGGCAGUUCGGGGAAUUCAAAAGACAUCUUUUUUUCAUAACCAUAAAAUCUCCAGUGAUCAUAUUAACAAAACAAAUGAAUUCUAACCCAAGACUUCUUCAAAGUUUAAUGGGAAUUAUGAUCUUCAUUCAUUAGGAAAAUUAUAUCUAGUGAUGUCCAUUUGGAAAACUAAUAGUUAUACAAUGCCUAAAUUACUCAGUUGUUCGUCGCCAUUAACAAGUUUAAGCUAUUAGUCCAGCAUUUCACAAACUGUACAUUUCAAUGAUCGUUACUUACCUGUUUUCCUUAGUUUAUGAAAACGGAGUUCCAUUGAUAGCAUGAGUUAAUUAAGGUGAAAUUAAGGAGCCUGGAGAAGUCACAACCCAGCAACAUUUUCACCCAUUUGUUUCCAAACAGCAUCUCCACUUGACAAAUUGCAGGCUUUGUGUUAUAUUCUGAACAGUUCCAGAUACACUUUAUGUUGAGGUGCAGAUGGUAAGAGCUGUGAAGAGGUUGCUGUUUGGGUAGAAAAAGUUGUAUUAGAUGACAAAAAAGGCUUUCUAGAUUGAUGCAAACAUCAGACAGCAUAAUUUCUUUUAGUUAUGUUUCUGCAAACAUUGGGCUUAACAGAGCAACUUGGGCCAUCAGAAUAUAAUUGGGUCAGAACAUUAAUGCUGUAAAUACAAUCUUGGGUAGCAACCUCAUGAUUUCAAGAAUAACUCACUGAAGCCAGGUAAUUUCCACUCAGUGUUGUUUAGCAACAUUUGCUGGGGUGGGGGGUGGGGAAUCCUGGCUCAUUAGCCUGUGCUUAAUAUACGCUGAGCUUUUGAUUUGUUAAAUUUCCGUCUCUAAGUCAAAAUACCCGUUCUGCAAAUCUGAUUGGAUUCUUACAAAAGACAAAUAUGUUUAAACCCAUUUGUUAGUUCUUUUGUUCUGCUUGUUUACAUUACAUAUAUAGUACUAAUUUAAGAUUCAGUGUAACAUGCAGAACAGCAGGAAGUUCCAGUCUUCAGUGAUCUAUGUAUUUUUAUAGCAAAUAUAAAUCCAUUCACUAAGACAUGCAUACACAGUUGUAGGAUUCAAAUGAUCUUUACGAAGCUGUCAGUUCUUCUGUUAUACUAUUUAAAAUGGCUUAAGCAGAGUAGGAUAACCUGGGUUCAAAUUAGACAUACUUAUCUAUCUUUCUGAUUUUAAUCUUUGCCCAGCAGUGGAGAACCUGUGGCUGUCUACAUGUUGUUGGACUUGGACUCCCAUCUUUCCCAGCCAGAUUGGCCAGCAAUGAUGGGAGCUGAAGUCCAACAACAUUGGAGGGCCACAGAUUCCCCAUCUCUGGUCUUGCCUGUCUUUUAAUCUUCUCCUUUUGUUCUGCCUUGUGGGCUUCUUGCCAAAUCCAUUUUUAAAAGAUCAUAUUUAAAUAGACAUUAAAUACACAUUUAACACACAAUUCCAUAACAAAUUAAGUUGUUUCUAGUGCUGCAACUCAUAAGUUAAUAUUUAACAUAGUUGUAGUUGUAUACAGUUUAGUUAUAUACAGUUUAGUCUGUAUAGAUCCAGAUGCUUUACAGAUUGGCUUGGAUGCUUUCAUAUUUAUACAUGCAAGUUGUUGAAAGAUCUCUUGUGACAGUAGCACCAGCAAAUAGUUAUACUAUGAAAAUGUUUAUGUUCUGAUUUGUAUGUAUUGAUGAGCAUUUGGGACAACUAGCUAUUCUUACUGUGCAAUACCCAAUGGUCAAAACUGUUAUAUUAACUUGCUUUCACUGGACUUUGGCCCUGUCUGCUUUACGUGCAUAUAGUACUAUAUUAUACCUCUGCCCAUGUUUUGUUUGUGCAUUUAUUUUGUAGAGUUAGAAAUUAUAUUCAGUUUCUUUCUUUGGGUAUUUCUUAUUUAUUUGUUUUUAAGAAAAUGUUCUGUGACAAAGUUAAAUCACAAGAUUCCUUUCUUCUGCUGUCUCAAAUGUAGAAAAACACAGCUCUUAAAAUGUAAAUUCUUCCUUUGCUGCUUUAAAGAAUUCCUCGGGUGAGCAGAACAAAGGAAUUGAUUGCCUGGUUAAUUUUUUUAUACAAUGUGGUUGAUUAUGGGCCUAGGCUAUGAAAUGUUUAUCCAUAUAUAAUAUUUAGCCGUGUGUGUAUGACCUUAGAUUCCAUCAGAUUGACUGUUUUCUGCACAUAAUUAUAAAAAACCCUGAUUGUACAGUUUGUAGAACUCUGAAGGCAAUGAUGUCCCUGUUAAUUUUUAGUAUUUAAAGCAAGCACUUGAUUUUUCACUUGAUUAUGUGUAUUUUAUGUACAGAAGUAGAAAAUAGAACUGCUUUUUACUGCCAUAUUUAUGGCUGUUUGUUUAAAAGCAAUGCACUAUAAUCCUUUAAUAUUCCAUGUAACCAUUAACAUACCUAAAAAGUAAAUGUGUUGUAUGUAAAGUAGUAAAUAGAAUUCUGGCAAUACACACACUCUCUUGUAUCUUACGUGUUGGGUUAGUUUAUAACUGUUAAGCAUCCUUUAUAAGAGUAUAGUAUGCUUGCUUUUCAUAAAAAGUUCAUUCUGAUAGCUAACAGUUAUCAGUUCAUUGCCCUCCUGUGCCUUUGGGAAAAUAUGUUAAUGAAAUGGAAUGAGAGUUAAAUACGUUUGUCUCAUCUACCAUGAUGGUAGUUAUUUGCUUUAACAGCUGUUUCUUCUUCAUGGUUUUUAAUAUAAUACUUAACUGCUGAACUCUUAUGAGUGACUGCUGUGUUUCUACUGUAUCCUCAGUUUUGGGCAUCUUUUGAGAGUAGGCCAUCGGAUACUUGAGUAUUGUAGCAGUGCCUUGAUGGAGUUCACACAGAGAUCAGAUGUGUGUGUAUAUAUAAUAAUGUUGUCAAGGUUGUGCCAUAUCUAUUCAUUAAACUUGGAAGCUGUUAUGUUUCCAAUAUUAACUUUCAGACAGAUAAUUGGAAAAUGAUAUGGUACAUUUAUAGAAAAACACAUCCUUUUUUCCCCUUUUAAUAACUCUAAUGACUGGGACCCAACAAGAUUUCUACAUAUUGAAGUAUGUCUUUUUGUCCAAUGAAGCUGCAAUGCUUUGUUUGUGAUACUACAAAAUAGCCAUAAUAAAAACCAUAACAUCACAGACAGAUUAUUUUGGCUUCACUUUUGUUUUCAAGGGUCAAAACUUUCUAAGAAAAUAAACGUCUGUGAACCAAAGUUUGUGUGGGAUGUGAGGAGGAAAAUUACUGAGAAUCUAAAGACAAUUAGGUAUCCAACUUGUGAUGGAACCUGUGGAAAAUCACUUCUGAUGAAAUAGCUUCCUCGUGUGAACCAAGAAACACAUUUAGUGGUUUUAAACUGGCUCAGAUCUGGAAAGCACUUUUAAAUUUAAAGCCUUUUGCUGUUCUUGAAUUCUUGAACUCUUGUUCACUUUUUUCUAAUUUUUGAGCUUCACAGUUCCCACCACAUUUUUUUAUUUUUUACUUUAACACAUUGCUUGGAUUUUUAUACUGUUAUACUUUUUUAAACUGAAAAUGAGCUGUUGUACUAAAGCGGUGGUUAAUCCAUUGCAUACAAUAUAUAUAUAUAUAUAUAUAUAUAAGGAAAUGUCAGAAGUUAUGACAAAAUGAAUGUGAAUGCACUUAUUAAUAUAUAUAUAUAUAUGAAAACACUAUUCAUGUAAGUGUUUUUGUUUCUACAUAUCAUGUAAAAUAGCAUUAUUAUCAUUGCACUUUUCUUUUUAAAAAAAUCAUGCUUCAUGCAGUGUGAUACGAGAAACAAGUAAUAAUUCCUUUAAAGGAACUGGAAAUUGUGUGUUGCAUGCUUAAAUGUACAGCUGAGUUCAACAACUUGUUUAAAAGGCCAUUUGUAAAUUUAAAGCUCUACCAUUGGUCAGUAGUUUUGUACAAUUAAAGAAAUAAAGUGCUGUGAUCAAGAUUA
Rhineura floridana is the source of this 7024-nucleotide messenger RNA. It is a transcript of the gene OSBPL8, whose product is annotated as oxysterol binding protein like 8. Gene Ontology annotation, molecular function: cholesterol binding. Gene Ontology annotation, cellular component: membrane; cytosol; intracellular membrane-bounded organelle. The record is from RefSeq and is a predicted model, not a curated record. NCBI's taxonomy places the organism in Eukaryota, Metazoa, Chordata, Lepidosauria, Squamata, Rhineuridae. Bases 173 to 2842 code for a protein of 889 amino acids. The transcript is spliced from 24 exons.